AUGACCCAGGACAACAUGUAUGCGUGCGAAGACGCUGUCAAAUUCGAGUCAUACAAACCCGUCAUUGAGGCCUACACCAAAGACGCUGUGGCCCAGAUGCAGGUUUUCGAUCCAGCUUUCUACGACAAGUGUGUGGCAGCAAUCCCAUCCACCCAGGUCCUCGACACUGAGCCCGUCGACGCCACUUCGUUUUGGACUCUGCUGUCGUCGCAGGAACAGGCCAUCAUUGGCGACCUGACCAUUGCAGAUCUCACCCAGAAACAGCUCUCGGGCGAGCUCUCCGCUGUGGCUAUCACUCGGGCCUAUAUCAAGGCUGCAAUCGUCGCCCAGCUGACCACCAACUGUGUGAUGCAGUUCAUGAUCCCAGAGGCGCUCCAGCGCGCUCAGGAACUCGACGAUUACUUGGAAGCCCACAACAAGCUCGUGGGACCCUUCCACGGCGUCGUGAUUUCGCUCAAAGAACAUAUGAACGUCAAGGGCAAAGUCACUACGGCCUCCUACGUCUCGUAUCUGGACAACAUCCCCAAAAAUGAAGCCGUCUCCAUCACCAUUCUGCACAAGUUCGGCGCCGUGUUCCACGCGCGUACCGCACAGCCCCAAGGUAUCAUGCAUCUCGACACCUGGAACAACAUCACGGGAAGAACCAGAAACCCUCGUUCCACUCGUUUGUCGCCCGGUGGCUCCUCCGGUGGUGAAUCUGCCAUGGUCGCCAUGCGUGGUUCUGUCAUCGGUGUCGGUAGCGACAUUGGCGGCAGUAUUCGUGCACCAGCUGCGUUCACCGACAUCUUCGGUAUCAGACCAACCACCAAACGUAUCUCCCUCAUGAACGGGUUGUCCAGCGGCAAAGGUCAGGAAUCGAUUGUCGCCGUUCAAGGUCCUCUUGCGAGGUCUAUAGAAGAACUAGAAACCUACAUGCGCGUGUACAUCAACGAGGGACAGCCAUGGCUAUACGACCCACAAUGUGUUCCUAUCCAGUGGCGUGAACCCAAGCUACCUUCUAAAAUCAGAAUCGGAGUUCUGUACGACGACAACUUGGUGACGCCCUUCCCUGCCAUCACCAGAGGUAUCAAAGAAACUGUAGCCAAGCUUUCCGAAAACUCCGAGUUUGAGUUUGUCAACUUGAAUCCCAAGUGGUUCUCAGAAAAGGAAAUGGUCGACAUUUAUACCACUAACCUGCGCUUCUACACUUGCGACGGAAACAAAGUGCAGUCUGAAAUGUGGUCUCCAAGCGGUGAACCACUCUUGCCCCUAACCAAACACUACAUGAACUUUGGAGGCGGCAAAGAGCUUUCCAUCUACGAUAACAAAAUGAUGAACGCUCAAAGAGACGCUUUGAAAGUGGAAAUGCUGCAGAAGUACUUUGCUGACCUGGACUUCAUUCUAUCGCCAAAUUACAACGGGCCCUCGGAAAUUCCUGGCGAGUCGUUGUACUGGGGCUACACUUCGUUCUGGAACAUGUUGGACUACCCAAAUGUCACAUUUCCAGUCAACGUUGCCCACGACGUCGAGAAGGAUGCCAAGAUCCCAGAGUUGAAGCAAAAUGAGUACGAGAAAAUGGUGUGGUAUAAGGAAAACGGCGACAUCAGAUACGAUCCAAAGAGCUAUAUCGGCGGGCCCGUGGCUCUUCAACUUACUGGUAAGCGUUUCUGUGACGAGGAUGUGGUCGCCCUCACCAAGAAGUUUGUUGCGGCCUUGGGCGUUCAAAGGCGCUAA
This is a messenger RNA of Lachancea meyersii CBS 8951, 1713 nucleotides long. The record is from the annotation of a GenBank genome assembly. Lineage: Eukaryota; Fungi; Ascomycota; Saccharomycetes; Saccharomycetales; Saccharomycetaceae.